Molecule: messenger RNA, 473 nt
Organism: Trichomonas vaginalis G3
Lineage: Eukaryota; Parabasalia; Trichomonadida; Trichomonadidae
Exons: 1
Source: RefSeq, a predicted model, not a curated record
GAUUUGGAUGGUCACAUUUACUAUGCACAUGGCAAUGAACAAACAGCCGCAAAACUUCUUGACGCUUUCAAGACUACAAAGAGAGAACAAAUGGUUGACUCCGACUCAGACAUUUUGAAUGCAAUUGAAGGAAUUGCAAGUGUCAAGUUCGAAUGGUACCAACCUAACCCUCAAGCAGUCAGACAACAUGCUGGAUACUUCCCGUUCAGAAAUAAGUCUGACAUUGACUUGACAAGGUAUGGAAUUUACAAUUCAAUUGAAACAAUUGUCAAUGAACCUUGCAUUCUUACAUGUCUCAGGAACUCUGGUCUUGUUACAGAUGAGAAAAUGAAGUAUCUUGAGUCAUGUGUGAAGACAAGGUACAUUCUCAGAGGUCAAUUGGCAAAAAUUGCACCGUUGGCAAAUGUCAAUAUCCGAGUCAACAUACCUACAGCUAAAGGUUCUUCACAUGACGACUAUGUUGUUGACUUCAA